AUGCCAGGAGAAAGUUUCCGGGGCCGGAAGAAGUCCUCGUCCCGAGGCCACCACAAGUUCGUCGGAGUGAGGCAGAGACCAUCGGGGCGGUGGGUGGCGGAGAUCAAAGACUCGUUGCAAAAGGUUAGGCUUUGGCUAGGGACUUUCGACACGGCGGAGGAUGCGGCGCGGGCCUAUGAUGAGGCCGCCAGGGCCUUGCGCGGGGCCAACGCUCGGACAAACUUCGAGCUGCCUGAGUCUGAGCCAAACUCUAGUGGUGGGAACGGCAGCAGAGGCAGCUGCAUCACGGAUAACUUGGUGCCGUUCUCGUUCGACGAGAUGUGCGGGAAUGGGAACGAGGCGGAAGGGCUUGUGGGCGCGUUGAAAUCGAGGCUGUUUGACGGGAAGUCACCAAACAUGCUUCCACCCCUGAGCAACCGGCCCGCCCGGCCGAAAGUAAUGGAGGACUCAUCUCGCAGGAACAGCACGAACAAGCUCCGCGUCUCGUCCGCCCCGACUGCUCCUGUCUCUAAUAGGCUCGCCAAUCCCGCACAGGGUGAUCCCAGCAACUCGGCGUCCGUCCAGACCAAGAGACAAAAUCCUGAACACUUCACUAGCUACGACCAUCAAGAGCGGCACGAAGUCGCGCCAGUUCAUGCGCAGAUCCAAUUUCAGUACCCUGGCCAAAGCACGGCGAUCACAAGCACUGCUAUGUGGUCUAGCGAGCCAUCCUUCGAAGUUCCCUGGGACACCAACAUGAACCCAGCCCUGGAAAAUGGCCUAUUCGACCAGGGCGCCGUCAGUGACACCAUCUUCACGCCCCAGGCAUGGCCAAUUUCCGAGGCUGCCGGGACGAGCAUCAGCACUCCCUACACGGAUCAAUGCUCCGCGGAAUUGUUGGCGAGUAGGAGCUGGAAAGUGAGCUCCAUGAGCAUGGCAAUGUCUCAAAAUGAUCAUCAAACGGGCAUGGAAUGUGCUUGGCCCACUGAGCAGCAGAUGCUUCACUAUGAAAACAACUUCCCGGGUGGUGCCAAUGGCUCCUGGGAUCCUCUCCUCCAUGCCUUCUCAGUGCUUCACUGA
Molecule: messenger RNA, 1059 nt
Organism: Syzygium oleosum
Lineage: Eukaryota; Viridiplantae; Streptophyta; Magnoliopsida; Myrtales; Myrtaceae
Product: dehydration-responsive element-binding protein 2F-like
Exons: 1
Coding region: 1-1059 (352 amino acids)
Biological process (GO): regulation of DNA-templated transcription
Molecular function (GO): DNA-binding transcription factor activity; DNA binding
Source: RefSeq, a predicted model, not a curated record